This is a messenger RNA of Fusarium oxysporum Fo47, 2386 nucleotides long. RefSeq names its product phosphatase 2C-like domain-containing protein. Gene Ontology annotation, biological process: protein dephosphorylation. Bases 236 to 2020 code for a protein of 594 amino acids. NCBI's taxonomy places the organism in Eukaryota, Fungi, Ascomycota, Sordariomycetes, Hypocreales, Nectriaceae. The record is from RefSeq and is a predicted model, not a curated record. Gene Ontology annotation, molecular function: protein serine/threonine phosphatase activity. The transcript has 3 exons.
UGGCCGAGAUAAGAUAGCGCGCAGACCCACCUACACCACUAGCUUUCAUCCACUUUCAUCAUCUAUCACUAUCACCGUCCUUCUGUUUUCCCUUGACUUUGUCUACUUUGUCAUCGGUUAUUUUAUUUGUUUUUUUAUAUCAAGAGUUCAACAGUUUCUGCCUUUUCUUCAUAAACAUAGGUUAAUUCUUCAAUCUUCUGCCAGGCUGGCCCUAAGCUCCCCCGCCGUCGUCCAGAUGAAUCGAGCCGCAGUGAGAGCCUUAAGGACGACCUCACUUUCGACCGUCCGCACCCUCUCCCGCACUCCUCGUCGUGGUUUCGCCGUCUCGUCCUUCGCUCUCGCCCAGGCACGAUCCAAGGCUAGUGCACACGCUCGAAGCGCUCGCCGCAACCCUGCAGGUGCCAUUCCCCUAAGAUCCUCUAUGUACUUUCGUCGCCUGCCAGUCGCGCUUGUAUCCAGUAUCGUCGUCGGAUACGGCGCCUGGUACUCUCUCAACAGCUCUGACAUCCCCCCCGGCUCGGUUGUAGGCUCUAGGACUAGCCUCGCGUCAACUCAGACAGCGGAUGUAUUACCUACUCGGACUGUUCUCGUAGUGGGCGCCGACGAACUUAGACAAGGCACCAUUGUUGGCGAGGGGCCCAUCUCCAAGGCAACUAGUGACGACGGGCGUCGCAUCGUCGAAAUGUUGACACCCGACCAAGCAACACAGAAGCUUCGUCGCCUCGAACAGUCUUUUUCCGUCAGCCGAGGACAGGGUGUUACACGUUACGACCUGGUACAGCUGCCCAGUAAUGACCCUAUUGAGGAUGAUCACGCCGAAAAGAUUGUUCAAGUCCCCAGCAGAUCUUCCGUCGAGACAGAUAACAGUGAUUGGAUGUUUUGGGGUGUUUUUGACGGCCAUUCGGGAUGGACUACUUCUGCAACGUUGAGGGAAAGCCUGAUUAACUACGUCGCCCGCGAAUUGAACGAAACCUACAAGAAGGCUUCCGGCGAUCUUCCUUCUGAGGAUGCAGUAAACCUGGCCAUCAAGACUGGGUUCAAUAACCUGGAUAACGAGAUCGUUCACAAGAGCGUGGAGAAGGUGUUCAAGGGCGGUUCCAAGACUGUUGCAGCCGAGCUUCUACAGCCCGCUCUAUCUGGAUCGUGCGCCCUGCUAUCAUUCUACGACAGCCGCAGCAACCUCCUGCGGGUUGCAUGCACUGGUGACUCUCGCGCAGUCCUUGGCCGCAGGGCAGGGAACGGAAAGUGGACAGCCACUGCUCUAUCAGAGGAUCAGACGGGUAGUAACUCUCAAGAGGUUGAGCGCAUGCGCAAGGAGCAUCCUGGGGAGGACAACGUCAUCCGAAAUGGCCGUGUUCUUGGUGGAUUAGAGCCUAGUCGUGCCUUUGGAGACGCCGUCUACAAGUGGAGCAGAGAUGUUGCCUGGAAGUUACGCGAGAACUUCUUCGGUCGCAGCCCUUCACCUCUCUUAAAGACUCCUCCCUAUGUCACCGCCGAGCCUAUCGUUACAACUACCAAGGUCCACCCCGAAAAUGGCGAUUUCCUUGUCCUGGCAACCGAUGGCCUCUGGGAGAUGCUUACGAAUGAAGAAGUUGUUGGCCUUGUAGGCAAGUGGAUUGAGACUCAGGGACAGUCUGGAACCAACUCGCAGUUUGAUGCUGCAUGGAACAAGAUCUUUGGCUCAUCCAAAACACCUUUACCCGUUGAGGGGAGCAAGACCGCCGGACCUGAUGGCAACAAGACCCCUAUUCGCGUUCAACAAUGGGGCAUUGACCCGGAUGCUAAGGAUCGGUUCACCGUGAAGGAUAAGAAUGUUGCUACACACCUUGUCCGAAACGCCCUUGGUGGCAACAACGACGAGCAGGUCUGCGCUUUGCUCACGCUGCCUUCGCCUUUCUCGCGACGAUACCGUGAUGAUUUGACUGUUCAAGUCAUCUUCUUCGGCCACGGGGAGAAGACAGGCGAGGUAACCGUCAAUCUCGAGGCUACAGCUGGAGAAGGUGUCAAGGCGAAGUUAUAAAGUAACCAUGCUUCUCACUUAUUGUUAUUUAUCUUGGAGACCGCAGGAGAGGUUGUAUGUACUAGUACGGAGGUAUUGCUAAUGGAGUUUGGCGGCGUUUGCAGAUUCCGAUGAGCGAAUCAAGAUAUCUUGACUUGGAUCAUUCUAUUGUUGUUGUUGUUUUCAUGAGAAGCGCGCAAUGACGAAGACCUGUUUUAUGAACGGCAUUGUGGAUGAUUUUGGAGUUCCUGUCAGGGAAAUAAAUGGCAUUUUCCUUGCGUUGACUUGGUCAUGCCACUGGAUGUUUGUAUCAAGGAGUUUCCUUUAAGACGAAUUGCAGUAGCGAGAUCCGAAAGUUAAAUAAAUAGUUGAGACGACUGCCCUUAU